AUUGCAUUUCCCGCUCGCUGCAGUAGGCAACAAACUGUAGGAUGCACCGAGACAGGAGAAUGAAGCAUAAAAAGUACAAGAUUCGAUAGAAACCCUACAGAAUGCUCUAAGUGCCGCAGAAUGCUGGAAGACGCGGCGGGUGUGUCCGGGCCGGGCGGGCGCUGCCACGGGGGCAUGCGCGAGCGCUGCGGCUUCACCGGGCCGGAGCCGGGCGGUGCCGUGUUCUGCUGCAGGGCGCACCGGCGCCGCGCCUCGCCGCUCACCUGCCUCGCCAUCUGCUUCCUGGUGCUCUCCUACAACCUGCUCGGCGGGUUCCUGUUCCUCGCGCUCGAGGGGAACCCCGGCCAGGAGGAGACCGCCGUGGCCGCCGUGAAGCCCAACCUCAGCCAGGCGCAGGGCGCGGGCCGCGAGCUGCGCACCCGCACCGUGGAGCGCCUGUGGGCCAUCACCGAGGACCUCAACAUCCUGUACAAGGAGAACUGGACCAAGCUCGCGGCGAAAGAACUGAUGGACUUCCAGAAGGUGCUGAUGAAGAGCAUGGGCGGGGGCGGGGGCGAGCGCGGGGCGCGGGGGGACGACUACCACUGGACCUUCUCCACCAGCUUCCUCUACGCACUCACCCUUAUCACCACUAUUGGUCACGGCGACGUGGCGCCGCGCUCGGCGGCGGGGCGGGCGGUGGCCGUGCUGUACUCGUGCGUGGGCGUGCCGCUCGUGCUGCUGUACCUGUCCGCGCUGGGCGGCGCCCUGGCCCGGCGCGCGCGCCUGCUGUACGCGCGCGCCCGCCCCCCGCGCCGCCCUCCCGCCCCCGCGCAGGAGAAGACCACGCCCUUCCAGGCCGCGCUCAACCUGGCCACGCUGCCCCGCGCCCCCUGCCCCGCGCCCCGCGCCGUGCCCGCGCCGCUCAGCGUGCUGCUGCUGGCGCUGUACAUGGCACUCGGCGCGCUCGUGUUCCGCGAGACGGAGCACUGGUCGCUGCUGGACGGCGCCUACUUCGCCUUCUCCGCGCUGGCGACCAUCGGCCUGGGCGAGCUGCGGCCCGGCCGCCGCGCCGCGUCGCCCGCCGCCGAGGACGUGGCCAUCGGCGUGUGCUGCCUCUACAUCCUCGUGGGCAUCGUGGUGGUGGCCAUGUGCUUCAACCUGAUCCAGGAGGACCUCGGCGGUGCGCUGCGCGGGGCGGCGCUGUGCGCGGGGGGGCGCGUGCGCGAGGCGCCGCCGCCGGCCAAGGAGGAGCUGGUGGCCAUGUCCGUGGUGUCCUGACAGCACGCGGCGGGGGCGGGCGCGGGGGGCGCGGGGCGGGCGCUGCCGCCGGCGCGGUUCAGCUCGCUGCCGCGGCGCAAGUCGGGCGCGGGCUCGUCGUUCCGCCGCCUGUCCCCCUCCCGCCGCUCCGCGCCGCCCGCCGACCGCUGCGUGGAGUACUUCGUGCCGCGCAGCCUCAGCGAGUUCGACCUGAGCGGGCUGGCGGGCGGCCUGGGCGACCUAGGUGGCCUGGGCGACCUGGGCGAGCUGGCGCCGCUCGCCGCGCGGCCGCGAGACCGCGGGGGCGCCGUGCCGC
Plutella xylostella (diamondback moth) is the source of this 1555-nucleotide messenger RNA. Its product is annotated as potassium channel, subfamily K, member 16. Gene Ontology annotation, molecular function: potassium ion leak channel activity; outward rectifier potassium channel activity. The record is from RefSeq and is a predicted model, not a curated record. Gene Ontology annotation, cellular component: plasma membrane. NCBI's taxonomy places the organism in Eukaryota, Metazoa, Arthropoda, Insecta, Lepidoptera, Plutellidae. Gene Ontology annotation, biological process: potassium ion transmembrane transport; stabilization of membrane potential.